Molecule: messenger RNA, 1003 nt
Organism: Eupeodes corollae
Lineage: Eukaryota; Metazoa; Arthropoda; Insecta; Diptera; Syrphidae
Product: nurim homolog
Exons: 3
Coding region: 128-895 (255 amino acids)
Cellular component (GO): nuclear membrane
Source: RefSeq, a predicted model, not a curated record
AACCAAGGCCAUUUUGACAUUUCAUUACACUUUUAAGUUUUAAGAUUUACCUUUGCAUCAUAAAUAAAUAAGCCAUCUGCUUUUUAUUUAGUUUUUCUCCAUUUAUCGGCAGGAAAUUCACUAAAAAAUGGCUUCAAUUAAAAAACUUCUAGUGUUACUUUUAUCGCUCAUAACUUUUGUGUACUCAUUCUAUGUAAUCGGCAAAUUAAUGAUGUUUUUAUCACAACCCAAAAGUAUACCCACAAUGUAUACUUGGGUAUUUAAUUUAUUGGAUAAUCAAUCACGAAUUGCAACAGCCUUCCCCGCCCUUGUGUGGAACACUCUUUACAUAAUUGCAUUUAUCUUCCAACAUAGUUUUAUGAAAUCUGCAUUUAUAAAAAACAUUAUUCAAAAUAUUGGUUUGGGUGUUGCAGAGCGUUCUAUUUAUAGUCUGACGUCAUCGCUGUGUUUACAUUACAUGAUCAAAAAUUGGAACUACGCCCAGUCCAUCGUCUUAUGGCAAAUUGAUGUUACGUCGAGUAAUGUCCUUUGGUGGACAUUUAUGUUGAUUCAUGGAUUUGCAUGGAUGGUCAUCUAUGGAGGAAGCAUCAUUAUGGAUUUACCUGAAAUUCUAGGAAUUAAACAAGCCUAUUAUGACUUAAAAGACUAUGCACCUCCCAUGGCGUAUAAAUCCUUUGAACUGAGGCAUUUGUAUUCGCAUGUUCGUCAUCCAUCGUUUGCCGGACUAACAACAAUUUUAUGGGCUGUUAAUUUGAUGACCAUCGAUCGACUUGUUUUAGCUUCUCUAUUGACUACUUACAUGUAUGUGGCUUGGUCGACUGAUCACAACGACAUUAUCUAUCAGAAAUGUCAACUUAAGCGAAAAUCUAAUGAACUUAAAUGCAAUUUUCAUUAAAAAUUAAACCUUAUCAAAUAUGAAAUCUCAUCAUAAGUUUAAAUUCAGAUUAGUUAUUAGAAUAAAAUGUUUUGAUUAAUAAAUGGAACAAUGAAAAAAAAAUCUCAA